GAGUCUUUAGAUUGCUGCUCGAAUGCAGCUUGAAUUAUUAGAAUGCACUUCGAAUGCCGUCGGAAUCUUAGAUUGCUCCCCGAAUGCGGCUCGAAUGAAAUUAAAAGAGUCCAAGUUGAACGCACCCCGAAGUUUGUGGGUGUUAUAACCAACACGGAAAAGUCAACAAAAAGCCAAGGCUAGAAUUAAAACUUAAAAAAGCGCUAUCUCGUUUUUCAACGGCUGGUUCAAAAUUACCGAUUUUUUGUUGGGCACAAGCCUACUAAUAUUAGAAAUGCUUAUAUUUAUGGAUAUUUCAGUCGUAUGUGAACCGAUUUUGAACAAACAAAGGCGAUUUUGUCAUUCAAAUUUUAUAUUCUUUCUAAUUUGACAUUAAGUUUUUCAUUAUCUCACAACAAGGAUUAUGUGUAGCGCCCUCUGCAACAAAACUCAACUAUCCCUUUAAGUCAGACCAGCAGAAACGGCAGUUAGUAUCCGCAGUAUGAAAUAACGCAUGCGCGUUUUUUAAGUAUAGAUGAUGAGGUAAUGCAACAGUACUUGCGAAAAGGGGACUUCCCGGUGGAAAUUCCCACACACUUCCCAUGCAUCUUCCCCUUUUGAUAUUCAAAUUAACCACAUAAAAAUUCCGUCUCACAUGCCUGAAUACAAUAUUGCUGUACAAACAAAAUUUGCCAGCUUAUAGUUUAUAACGCUGGUAAAUACAUUUCCCGACGGGAAUUGCCACAACCGGCCAGCUUGCUAUACAGCACUCCGUACUACAGCUCCACAGAGGGUCGGAAGCUCCCGUGCUUUAUCAGUGGACGAGAACAAGAGCGAUGGGAAUGUAUUCAUACUACGUCAUCACAGUAGUAAACAUUGUCGCCAACUGUUUGUCGGGGAAUAACUUUUCCUGCUGUUUCUGUAGAUCAAGCACAAAUAUAUCAAAUCAGAUCAGCUAGAUCAUCUAAAUCAGGAUGGCAACCGUGGAGGUCGGACAGCGAGUUGUCCGGAGCGCCACCUGGACAUGGCGAGAUCAAGAUGGCGGUGAGGGUCAUCUUGGGACAGUGGUCAAGCUCAAAGAUCAAGACCCUCAGGAACCCAUUCCUACAGGCUGGGCCAAGGUCAGAUGGGAUAAUGGUCAUGGUAACAACUAUCAGGUCGGGUCCAGUUGGUUAUAUGAUCUUGCGCUCUUCGACAAUGCCCCCGCAGGUGUGAUUCAUGUUGGUGUAGUGUGUGAUAGCUGUUUGAUGGAUCCUAUAGCUGGCAUACGCUGGAAAUGCAGUGAUCAAAGCUGCCCCGAUUAUGAUCUUUGUACUCCAUGCUACAUGAAUGAUGAACAUGACUUGAAUCAUAUAUUCACUCGCUUCACCAGCCAGAAAGAAACAGGGACACAAGUGACACCAAGAUUUGGAAAAGCGAAGACAGUUUCCAGAGGGCUGUGUCCACAGGCAGAAGUCCGUAAAGGGAAGAAUUGGCAAGAAGAUGAUGCCGGUGGGACUGUUCUUGAGAUAUGUCCCUUCUCUGAAAGGCCACGAUCAGGCGUCACUGUUUGCUGGACUCAGUCUAAACUGGUCACUACUCAUAGAGUUGGAUUUGAUGGGAAAAUGGAUCUGAAAUGCACCACGGCAGGAACAGGGAUAGCUUACUAUGCUACACAUCUCCCUGUUUUAGGUAAAGAGGUUGGUUUGAAGGUUGGAGAUCUGGUAGCUAUUACUCUGGACAGGGAAACAUUGCAUAUCAUGCAACAGAUGGGUGGGCGAGAGUGGUUACCAGCAAUGGGAAAUCUGUUUGGAAAGGUUGCCAAGGUUACUGGUAUCAACUCAAGCGAGAACGCAGAGGUCACUUACGCUGAGAGAAAAGAACAACCUUUCACCUUCCAUCCAAAUGUACUGAACAAGGUUCCUAGGCUAGGUAAGGGAGACCGUGUGCAGAUCAAUAAAGACUUAAAGUUUGUGAUGAAUCUUCAAAAAAACAGUCAAAAUGGAUGGGUGGAUGGCAUGGAAAAGUAUCUAGGAAUGGAAGGGACGGUGAUGAACGUUGAUUCACAGUACAACAGCCGGGUGCGAUUGAUUGGUUUGGAGAAAAUGUGGUCAUGGCAUCCCUGUUCCUUGAUCCUCGUCAAGAAGAACUCAUCAGAUGAUGACAAGCAGAGUGCUGAAUCUAUAGGCCUCAAGCUAGAUGGAAGUGGACAAACUGAAAUCCACAAAGUCUUGCUAUCACUACUCGGGACAGAUUCAGGCGAAGGGGGUGACGGAGAUGGACGUGGACGAACUAAAAUGCUCAAGGCCUUGCUAUCACAGCUGGCAGCUGGCAGCUCAUCCGAUAGUGAUUCAGGUGAAGGAGAGGAAGAAUCUCAACUGAUUAAGGCUGCUAAGAGAGGCAAUGUUGAACGUGUCGUGGAGAUUCUAUCAAUAUCACCAGAAAAGGUAAUCCCAUUUUACUUUAAAACUGUAAAUCGAAACACUUUCAAGGCAUUAAACUUUUAUGGGAAGACUGCCCUACACAGCGCAGCUGCCUAUGGUCAUCUUGAAGUAGUCCAGGCACUUCUGGAGUCAGGGGCUGAGAUAGAAAUCACGGAUGAUGAUGGGGACACUCCGCUUCAUUACUCUGUCGGAGGAGAUGAACCAGCUAUCGCAAAGUAUUUGAUUGGUAAAGGAGCGAAUAUAAACAGAGGUAAUGAUAAAGGACGGAGAGCGAUCCAUGAAGCAGCUGUGAGGGGGUUUGUUGACUGUGCAAGGGUCUUGAUUAAUCAUGGAUGUGAUGUUAAUGUACAGGAUACAGAGAAAGAUACUCCCCUCCAUGACACUAUAAUCGGGAGCAGGGUAGAUGUCACUGAAUUAUUGGUACAAGUUCCAGACCUGGAUGUGACUCUGGUUAACAAGAGAAAGUUCACAGCUCUACAGUUGGCAGCUUUCAUGGACAGACCAGAAGCUGCUGAAUUAGUUGCAAAGAGUAUUCCUGGACCUAUUGAUGAUGUAACAGAUGAAGGUGACACCAUACUGCAUAUCGGUGCAAUCAAUAACCAUGUAGAAGUCAUGAAGGUUGUUAUGUCUGUAAAGGAUCAUGGGUUGGAUCUGAACGCUAGGAACGUGCAAGGAGAUACAGCACUACACCUUGCUGCUCAUAAAGGACAAUCCCGUUGCAUGGAGUUUCUGGUGUCACAGGGUGCUGAUAUCAAUCUUAAAGGUGAAGAUGAUAACACUGCCCUGCACCUCCUUGGCAGCACUGCUGCGCAUCAUCCAAGUAAUAUCAAAGACACUCCUACACUGAGGAAGAUUCGAAAACGUUUUAGAGAUUGUGGAGUUGAUAACAGUGCUGCUGCUGCACUCUGCUACAUGGUUCUUAAAGGAGCGUCCAUAGACCUAGAGAAUGUCAAAUGUCGAACACCGCUAUAUUACAUCAGGAAUGCUGAGCUGAAGAAGACUUUGAAGAAGAUCGCCCGUGAAAAGAUACCUGAUGAUAUGUCAUCAUGGGAGGACCUUGGAGAAGACGAGGAUAUGAAGAAGAGCAGUAACUCCAUCAGUGUUGUCGAUGAUGAUAUUAUCGUAAAGCGUAACGGUGGUCUGAGCGUCACUGAUGAAGGCUCUCCAAAACGAAUAAGACAGGACUCGGCUGAGAGUGGAGCUGAAUACCCAGCAGGAAACCAAAAGAAAUCUGACAAGCCAAAAAUUGAAGUCUUUGAUCUUGUGCACAAAAUUGAAGUCUCUGACUUAGACAUGGGUCCUGUGGUUGGGAAGGGGCAGUUUGGAGUGGUCCAUCGAGCCUCAUGGAGAGGGACUCCAGUGGCAGUCAAAAAGAUCUCCAUCAUGGGUAGCAGAAAAGAUGAAAUCGAGAAGGAAGUCGCAAUACACAGACGGGCAUGUCAUCCUAACAUCGUUCAGAUGAUGGCUCUAGGAUACCAGGGAAAAGAGGCCUUCCUGGUAAUGCAGUUCAUUGAAGGACCAAGUUUACACACCGUCAUCUUCCCUGAUAGGGAUGACGUUGAGAUUCCUCUAGACUGGGCUAAAAAGCUUCAGAUAUCUCGUGACGUUCUCAAAGCCGUAACCUUCAUGCAUGCCUGUAACAUCUUGCAUCUUGAUAUUAAGCCUGCCAAUAUUCUAGUGGAAUCUGCAACAAUUCGUCCCUACAUCUGUGACUUGGGCCUGGCCCACAUCAAGAACCGCAACCUCAUGUCCCAAUCCUCAGUCAACAUGAAAGGCACACCGUGCUUCAUGCCUCCAGAGGCACUUGGCACAACGGAACCCAGUUACAGGCACUCCAACAAACAUGACAUUUGGUCGGUUGCAGGUACAUUAGUGGAGCUGUACUCCAUGAAGCGGCUGUGGGGAGACUCGAUACAUCCUCUGGCCCUGAUGGCCCGUAUUUAUACAGGCCAGAUGGGUAAACCUGAGUCUUUGACAGCUGUAGAUCCUAGGGUUCAGAAAAUCCUUGAACCAUGCUUCAAACAGAAGCCAGAGAAGAGGCCAUCAGCUUCUGAUCUCCUGGCUCAGUUCAAUGACCUCACAUAAUGGUAGUGUAUAGAGCUUAUAAAAGGGAAACAUUAAUAAUACAGAUUUUCUUUGUUUUGUAAAUAAGAAUAAUAAAGAUAAUAAUAUUAUACAUUUUUAUAGCACACAUAUCCACCAAACAUGGUGCUCAAGGCGUUUCAAUAUUACCCCUGCUGUACAGAAUAGUUAGAGUACCGACUUCGGUACUCACAUCAUUGAACACAUUCCAUAUUACCUGUCCCCAUGUAAUGCUUUUGUGAAGAGUGGCAAAUGUAGAUUAACGUCUUGCCAAAGGACACAAGUGCUACACCGGGGUUUGAACCCUCGACCUUUGCAUCUUCAGCCAAAUGUUGACUGGAGAAUCAUAGAUGCAACCAUACAGGAAAACAAUGAUCUUUAUAAAACUUCACUUUUAAAUGCCUACAGGUAAAAUGAAGUGCGAAAGAGAGAUUUUUUGCAAUAAACAAUAGCUCUCAUGAAUGUUUUUGUGACAGCUGGUGGGAUAAUGAAUAUCUCAAUGGUACACGUACAAUUGUUUUGGAGUGUAUUGUUUUUUUGAUGCAUCUCAAAGUGCUAUGGAACUUCCAAAGGAACAAAGCUGUAAAAAGUGUUUAAAUCUGAUCAUGAAUAUAACCAGACUGUCUAGAGGCUUGAAAUCUCAAGAAGAACGUCAUGAUUUUUAGAAACACAGUGAUUAGUCUGCUUGAAUGAUGUAGUCUUAUUUAAUGUCAAUCCUUUUUGUAAAUAGGAAAUGGUCAUAUCAGGAGAGAUUUAAAAUAGAAACAUAUAUCUAUUUAAUAAAUUUUAAAAGCAUCUACACUCUAUUCAAGGUAAAAAUCCUCCAUAUAUAUAUUAAAUAGGAAAAUGUUUUAAGUAUACUUGUCUAUUCAUAUUUUGUAAAUAAUGAGCAUACAAACCAGAUAUGUAUUUAAUGUGUAUAUAUUUUGCUUUACCAAUUGAAUAAUAUAUCUCAAAAUGGAAUGCUUGAGGUAAAAGAUCUACAACGCAUGCCUGCAUUUAUAAUUCCUGAUUAUAAUAUACAUGUAUUUAUGGACUACAUUUUACUACACCUGGUACAAAGUGAACCCAAGUUGGGGCCUCUACAUAUUUCAAACAUUCUGUAGUCUUUUGCAUUGCAUUAGACUUUACAAAAAUAUGUAAGUGGUUAUUUUGUAGAUUUUCAAAAUGACUGCUUUAUUGCAUGCUGUUAUUCAUAACAAAACAAUAGUCAUUGCAAAUGUUUUUUAAAUAAUUAAAUAAUUGUGAGACAAUUUCAUAGCUGUUCCUAAAUUCCUUUAAAAAACUAUCAAAAUUAAAAUAAUAAUAAUUAUUACAUGUAUGUAUUUAUGUCUGCUAAUGUGAAUUCUAUGCAUAUUUUUCUAAAUGAAAUGUCUUUAUUGCAACAUAAUGCUUUUUGGCUAACUUGUGAAUCUUAAAAUGAUUAUUUUAUUCCCUUCAUCCCACAUUUAUUCAUAUGUAUGAAAAUGUUUUAGAUAUCUUGUUUUCAACCACCUCUAAUUAUUUUAAACUUAAAAAAAGAUUACAGUGACUGUUCUCCUUAGAGAAAACAAGCAAGAGCUAGAAAAUCUUUGUUGCAAAUCAUGACUAGUACAAUUAAAAAAGAACAUUGUUGAAAUAUUGAUGCUGUAAAUGAUGUGAGUGUACAUAUUAUCUCCCCAAAGUCUUAACGUUUGUAAAUUUUGCAUUUCUGUUAAUAAAUAUGAAUAUGCAUGAACAUUAAAUUAGCAUCACACCAUUUAAUAGAAGUAAAAUGUACAUCCACAUUUACAUCCAGUGGCAGACUCUUCCCGAAAGGGGGGAGGGGCACAUGAUCAUGUGCGUCC
Strongylocentrotus purpuratus (purple sea urchin) is the source of this 6310-nucleotide messenger RNA. RefSeq names its product E3 ubiquitin-protein ligase MIB2. Gene Ontology annotation, cellular component: cytoplasm. The coding region runs from base 954 to 4487 and encodes 1177 amino acids. NCBI's taxonomy places the organism in Eukaryota, Metazoa, Echinodermata, Echinoidea, Camarodonta, Strongylocentrotidae. The transcript is spliced from 22 exons. Gene Ontology annotation, biological process: protein ubiquitination; protein phosphorylation. The record is from RefSeq and is a predicted model, not a curated record. Gene Ontology annotation, molecular function: zinc ion binding; ubiquitin-protein transferase activity; protein binding.